This is a messenger RNA of Anastrepha obliqua, 2634 nucleotides long. RefSeq names its product leucine-rich repeat-containing G-protein coupled receptor 5-like. Gene Ontology annotation, molecular function: protein binding. Bases 153 to 1922 code for a protein of 589 amino acids. NCBI's taxonomy places the organism in Eukaryota, Metazoa, Arthropoda, Insecta, Diptera, Tephritidae. The record is from RefSeq and is a predicted model, not a curated record. The transcript has a single exon.
UCGGUGAAUACGGAGCAAAUUAGCUAAAAUCGAAAUUAAAAAAAAAAUCGACUAGCAAUAAAAAAAAAUUAAGUUCAGUGUCACAAGCAAAAAGCAUUUUUGAAAACUCAAAAAGUACAAUUUAAGCGACACAAUCACCAAUUCUGUCGAAGAUGCACUUGAAAUGUGACCUCGUCAUAUCGCUACUUGCUCUGAGCCUGUUCGCGCUUAGCUCCGUGCACAGCGCAGAAAAUAUGUACGCACCUGAAGACUCAACUGAAGAGAGUAUGGAGCUGAGUGUACAGUCGGCGGAGGUCAGCAAUGCUGCACCACCAAACACUGCAGAACCGACGAUCGCAUCAACACAAAUGACGAAUCAGUUUGAAACCACAAAUAGUUUCGAAGAGCCACGCCCACAAAUGCGUAAUAUUAAAACUUUGGACGACCAUUGCCUCAAAGGCUUUUGCUACAACUUCAACUAUGGCCGACUCGAUGAGGUGGCGUUUUUCGAUAUCAAACCUGAUGUGCACAUCAAUAAAGACCGCGCCACCUACGACAUCGUCAACGAGCACAACUAUGACACGCUGAUCUUUGAGAAAUCGACCUUCGCACGUUUUCCGUUGCAUCUCUUCUAUGCGAUAGGUGUGAAGGAGUUGGAUAUGCGCAAUUGCUCCAUACAAGUGAUGACGUGGGAGUGCUUCCUCAUGUCACAAGAUUUGCGCAUCUUAUUGCUCUCCAACAAUCGCUUGCAGACAAUCGGAGCCUCAACAUUCAAAUUUGCCAGCGAUCUGCAAUAUCUUUUCCUCGAUUCCAAUCGCUUGACGCUUCUACAUCCCAGUAGUUUUGAGGGUCUAACCAAGUUACGUUAUUUGGAUAUGCACCAAAAUCUUUUGACGCAAUUGCCGACUGGUUUGUUCGAUCAACUGCCUGCCUUGGAGGAGCUACAUCUGGACGAUAAUCGUUUGCAUACGCUUAACAAUCAGCUCUUUCUCAAUAAUCUGAAUUUGAAGAUUCUCACGUUGGGCGCGAAUCGUCUGCAAGACAUUGGCGAGAAUACAUUUCGGCGUCAGGCACAGCUUAUCAUCUUGGAUAUUUCGAACAAUCCCGAGCUACGUACACUUGUCUUGAAGCUACAGUUGCGAAAUUUAGUGGCUUCCAAUUGCACACUCCGGCGUGUCAAUAUUUACGGAUAUGUCCAUAACGUUGACCUCAGCUACAAUCGCAUACUGGAGCUGUACUUUGCCGAGCCGCAGCAGUUGGAGACGCUGAAUCUACGCAAUAACUCACUCCAGCAGAUUGGCACAUUAUCGCGUGCUACCAACUUACAAGUACUGGACUUGGGCGACAAUCCCGAGUUGGGCACGCUGCCCUUAUCAUGGCUAGCCAAUGCUCUGAAACGUUUGGACCUUGGCAACACCGGUUUGCGAGAGCUGCCCAUUGACAACGUCUCCUAUAAUCAGUUGCGUGAGAUCAAUCCGCUGAACUUCCCGUAUCUAGAGCAAUUAAGUCACUUCGAUAUACGCGCAAAUAAUUGGAAUUGUUACAAUUUAAAUAUUCUUAUGGAGAUUCUGCUAAAACCGCACAAAAUUAUUUAUGGUUAUGAUGAAAUAGAUCCAGAGUAUCCGGGUACAUACAUCAAUAAGAUCGCGUGCAUGUAUCGUUUGGAGGAAGAUAGCGCAGAGGAGGACUUGGCUAUGAGCAGUCAACAACAGGCUGAAGCGGUUGAGGCAGUGAGUGGAAAUACUCUUGGCCAAUUAGCGAAGCUGCGGAAGAAUACGCAAGAGCAUGUGGAGACUUUUCGCAGAGAACUCAAAGCUAUUGUGGGCUUUUAUGAACAAAAAUUUGAUCGCGCUUUUCGCAUGAUCGACAAUUUGAAUACGCGUUUAGAGAAUUUUGAGCGUUUGAAUGAAACGAUUUUGCAGCAUGUCACGAUUACGGUCUAAAUUUUCGGGCACAAUUUAAUUUGUUUUAGUCUUAACUUUAUCUUAAUGCUUUGCAGUACAAUUCGAAGUGUUUAGUUUAUGUUUUUGUUUUUUUUUUUGUUGAAAAAUAAAUAAAGUUCGCGAACUGUAGUACAUCGCUGAGAGUAUAUACUUUUUUGGUAUUUCAAGUAGUGUUUAUCGAUUUUUAAGCACUUUUGUGGACUUUUUUGACUCAACAAUUUUGCUGAAUAAGCACUAAAUUAUGGCAUUUGACUGCAUUAUUUAAUCUAUUAUUGACUCACGGCUGUGGCUUAAGAUUUCGUCUAAAGUAAAGUUUCUUUAAAAUAAUAAUUAUUCAAUGGAAUAUUAUGGAUUAAAUUUUUCCAAAAUGUGUAUGAUGAUUUUCUUAUGACUAAAUAACAGAGUCAAAUGUCUUAGCUCAAACUCGUUUGAUUUUUCUAAUACUGUAAAACACAAAACAUAACAAGUUUCCGACAAAGAUUCUGUUACAUGGGACAAAAAAAUAUGCUUAUCGGGGAUUUGAAAAUGUAUUAUAUAACGGAAUUUUAUUUCUUCACAUUCAUUGUGAACAUCACGAUGGGCCAUGAGCCUGAGGUGGUCCCACAGUGGACAACCACUUCAACCUAACCUAACCUUUUGCACAUUCGUAUGGUAAGUCGGCACAGGGAACCACGUGAUCGGACACAAGAGUUUGAUUGAAGGUAGGAAAAAA